UUUGCGCAAGGCAGGCCGCAGGCAGAGAGAGAAAGAGAGAGGGGCCGCGAUCCUGUCACAGCAUGUCACUGCCGCUAACUACUUGGCACCGUGGCCAUGUCAGUUCAGGGUGGAACUGAGGAGGAUGACAGACAGCAGCAGCAAUGGUUAGAUUCGGACCGGGGCUGAGUGAAGCUUCGGCUAGGCCGAACGCAGCACCAUCAUUACGCAUCAGCGUCAACGCCACUGGCGAGAAAAGUAAAGAAGACGCUGUGCUUCAACACCUGAACCACGCAUUCGACAUUGUUCUGCCCAGCGCCCGGUCGAGGUCUAGCCAGGCGUCACUGCAAAGCCCCCGCUGCAAGGAGCGGGGUCAGAGGAUGGAGGAAGGAAGAAGCUGAAUGGGGUGAACCGGCCGCAACCCUCGGCAGCAGCCGAUGCAGCAGGCUACGCAUCCCAGCAGCAGACUACGAUCAGGAACUCCAGCGACAUGCGAGACUUUCACAGCAGGGAAGACAGCGAAACGAGCCUCAGGGUGCGGGCUACCGCCUACAGUGCAUGGCACAUGCGGCCCUGUCUCAUCUCUUAUCCACCUUAUUCCUUGCUCUAUCGAAACCCCCUCGAUUGGCAAGGUGUGGUCACGGACAUCGCUGGGCCGGAAAGGCAACCGACAACUGCAGCAGCUCCCACCCCGCGCCACCGUGGGCAGGUCUCCCACUGGGCGAGCAGGUCUCCCACUGGGCGAGCAGGGGGCGAGGAGGAGGAAGAGGAGGAGGAGGGGACGCAAGAGAGGAUGGCGAGAGUCGAACUGCUGCGACACUGGUUGCACCAAGGCACUGGGGGUGCUGCAGGCACGAGCCUCGGCGGCGACCCCGCCCCAGCGCCGCCACGCCCAAGCGUGCCCAGCGUCCAAGAGUCGGGGCGCCCGCGACGAUGGCGAGGACAACAGGGGCUCGCACAGAGGCGAGCACCAGAUCACCGAAGACAGAGGCGAGCCCGGGACCAUCGAAGACCGAGGCUCGCACAGAACCGAGCCUCACGGGACGUCUCUCCUCCUUACGCUCCCAGCGCACCUUCUGCCCACGCGCGUUUGGGCCGUCUUUUGGGGGCGAAGUCGGCGUCAGCACGUCAUCUCGAGCUCUCGCUCGUUUGAAAUGCCCACGGGGCGCCGUUGACGGUGCUCCGUAUAUAGUGGGACUUUACAAGAGCAGCAGAGAGCUCGAGCCCUGUCGCUCUGCAUACCGGGCGGAGUUGCCUCCUUCUCGUUGCCCAUAAAAAAAUUAGCAAUCGGUUUGUAUCAGCGUGCCGCCCACAACGGGCACAAGACUCAAAGAGAAAGGGCAGCGCCGUGCGACCAUUAGUCGUCACGGGGGUGCCACGGGCCCCUGGAAUCGGGCAGCAGACCGUGCUGCGCCUGCCCCGGACCUCUGGAUAACGCGAAGCCCGCGGCUGCCUGGGCGGCGGCCACCCAGCACCAGUUCCACUCUGCUGGCGUCUACGAUGGGCACAGUUCGAGCCUUGAAACUAGGGCGCGAGCCAAACGGUGCUCUCCGUUGUCGUUUUAUUGUAGUGGUCCCUCCCUCGGUCUGCAUCUGUUCCGCCCGUGCUGCAAAAC
Prorocentrum cordatum is the source of this 1594-nucleotide messenger RNA. The record is from the annotation of a GenBank genome assembly. NCBI's taxonomy places the organism in Eukaryota, Dinophyceae, Prorocentrales, Prorocentraceae.